This is a messenger RNA of Nerophis lumbriciformis (worm pipefish), 1853 nucleotides long. It is a transcript of the gene erg28, whose product is annotated as ergosterol biosynthesis 28 homolog. NCBI's taxonomy places the organism in Eukaryota, Metazoa, Chordata, Actinopteri, Syngnathiformes, Syngnathidae. Gene Ontology annotation, cellular component: membrane; endoplasmic reticulum. The record is from RefSeq and is a predicted model, not a curated record. Gene Ontology annotation, molecular function: protein-macromolecule adaptor activity.
CCUCAAGUUUGUCAUUGGAUAGACACAUUCUAUUGCAAGACGAUAAUAUCAUAUGUCCUGAGUAUCUUCAUUGUUUUACAUGCUGGUUUUUUUUAACAUCAUCGUUUGAUACGCAGAAGAUUGGAAAGUGAAAUCCACCAUUAAUGCCAUUUAGAAGCCACAUUUUAAGUAACAUUAGCCUUCUUUGCCGGGUGCAUCACUUCACUUGCUAGCUCAGUGACCCUUCGGUUCAGGUAACUCACUUGACAGGAGCAACAGAAGAGAUGAGUCGCUUCCUAAACGUCCUGCGGAGCUGGCUGGUGAUGGUGUCUGUCAUCGCCAUGGGAAACACUGCGCAGAGCUUCAGAGAUCACAGCUUCCUGUCAGAGAAGCUCUACACGGGUGCGCCCGAAUUUGUCAAUGGUCUUCAGGCCCGGACGUUUGGCAUUUGGACAUUGCUGUCAUCUAUCAUUCGCUGUGCCUGUGCCAUUGAUAUCCAGAACAGAACGCUGUAUCACGUCACCUUGUGGACAUUUGUAUUGGCCUUGGGUCAUUUUCUGUCCGAGACGUUUAUCUACAAAACUGCACCUCUCACUAUCGGGGUUAUGGCACCUCUUAUUGUGGCUAGUUUCUCAGUCAUAGCCAUGCUGAUUGGAUUCCAGUGUUUUUCAGAAAAUCCAGAGGAACUUGUAGCACGACAGAAGAAACGUCCUGAGGAGGUCACUUUUAGUAAAGCAAGGACAAAACGACUACUAAGUGUACACAAGAUGCACAGCAUCAGAUAUUGCAAUCAGUAGAAUUCAGAGGUAAUACGUCCACGUGAUCCACUAUGGCAGGCAGAAAGCCUUCCAGAUGCCAUGACAGUAAAACACAGCUGUCCUUGUUAAAUGUUCUAAAAACAGUACUUAAAAUAAAAGCUUCAACAAAGAAAAGGUUGAAUCACAUUAAAAGGUCCAUAUUCUACGGUUUUCUAACAUUUCUAAAUUACCCUAAGAAGGUGUACAGUGGUACCUCAACUUAAGAGUGCCCUAACUUAAGGGUGUUUUGAGAUAAGAACUGUCUUUCGGCUAAUUGUUAUGUCUUAAGUUGCAGGCAAAAAAAAUUGUUAAAUGCAUGAUUGCUCUUUGUCGGGAUAGCAAAUGUUACAGUCAACCUUGUAAGAGCCGACCACAACAUCCGGCCAUAUUCGCUACCAUUAGCUUACAGCAAGAUAUUGACACAACUGUUUUCUAACCAUGGAAAUGAAGAAAUUGAAUGUGAAGGACAGUGCUGAGAAUACUGAAAGAAGUUGAGGUUCAUUGAAUUAAAGAAAUUUCAGCAGAUCACUACUAGUGUGCACCAUAGUAAAGCAGAAUGAGUUGACAAAGCAAGCCGAGAUUGUUAAAAUAAUAUAUGAACGGCAGAAAUGUAUCCAUAAAAAAUAUGGAGAAGCUGCUGAUGGUGUUUGACGGAGAAGCAGCUCAAAUGGAGAUACUGUAGAAGUCCACUCUCCAAGAUAAAUACUGUAUUAUUUCAUUACUUGCUACAACUACUGUAGUUUGUUUUUCAUUCAAUAUUUCUUAUCUUAAAGAUAGUUUCUAUUUUAAAGGACAUUUUAGAUGUUAAAAUUGUGCUGUUUUUGCAAGCAUCAAUUAUAUUGAUUUUAAUUUAUAGGAGACGAUUUGAGACACUAGUGUGUCAGGAGCUCAUCAUAUUAACCAAUUAAUCUCAUAUAUUAAGGUCCUACUGUAUUUGAAAAGUAGCUUUAAUUAUAAUGUGCUGUGUUUGUCCAGUAGAGGUGGGAGAAUAUUUGGCCACCCAACAAUUCAAUAAAAUUUACUUCUGAUUGUUGGGGUGACUAUUCUAUUCAGUAUCGAUUCAACACGAUUUUUGUA